Messenger RNA from Pecten maximus, 1716 nucleotides. RefSeq lists its product as uncharacterized. The coding region runs from base 1 to 1716 and encodes 571 amino acids. NCBI's taxonomy places the organism in Eukaryota, Metazoa, Mollusca, Bivalvia, Pectinida, Pectinidae. The transcript is spliced from 7 exons. The record is from RefSeq and is a predicted model, not a curated record.
AUGAAGCUGUUUGAUGUCGCAGAUCGUUUCAAACCACUGCUGAAUUUUAAUCGCAACAACUUUUACAACAUUUCUACCAAGAUUCAAAGACAGUAUAAGAAUGCUGUCAAUCAAAGUAAUGAUCAAGACAGUCCAAAAACAGGAUGGAUAAAAGAGAAAGUAAUGCUUUCGGUUUGUCAACCCACAAGGAAUCCGGCACCUCUUGACCUUGGUCAUCUGGUGUCCGACCAAACGAAACCAAAAUCAUGCCACAGUGACAGGCAAUAUGCAGACCGUGAUUUACUGGGUAUGGGUACAUUUGGACCGAUCCCCGCUGUACCGACGACUACUUUGGAGGAGGAGCGGAACACUCAGUCCUUUGAUCGAAUCGAUGAGGCGAAACAACUGAGAUCGUCCGUGUUUGAACUAGGAAUUUUCAGUCCUAGCUACUCACUGCAACAGGUACACCUGGGUCAACAAACGUUAACGUUGUCGAUCGGUAGUUCGUCAAGAGAAGCAGUCACUCUUCCACCUCCAAAUCUACUUCCGGUGAUCACGACCCCAGAAUCCUCAGCCUUGAACAAUCCUUCGAUUGGGUUAUUGGACGCCGCUAGUAUUCCAUCCGUGGACGCGUUCCUUUCCCCUAUUGUGAGUUUGACCGAGAGACCUACAUCUAAUGCCGUCGUUUUGUCAAAUGUGCCACCCACCAUUUUAUCAGCCACACCAAGUCUAAUUGCUGCCUCGCACAAUUCGUUGCCAAUGGUUCCAGCACCUAUCCAGCAAGCCAUACAAUCAGCUGUCUCAGUUUCUCUAACACUGUCCCAAGGAAGAUUUUCCUCUUUGGCAACAGACAUAGGUUCUGUGACAUCUUAUUGCGAUGAGAGGCUCGGCAUUAGUGAAGUAUUAUCUCUUGGGAGUUUCUGUGGAAUCGCUGCAGCAGUGCCUUCAGUCCGCUCGGAAGUCAGAAGAUCAGCCGCCAUUGAAUCGGAACUGAUGGCGCUAAUAGAAACACCAGAGGGUACACCUCCUCUUCCUGCCGCCAUCCAACAAAAUAGAAGGUCUCUGUAUGGUAAAGUUCCACCACCCGCACCCGCCGGUCACGGUACCGAGAUUGGCAAUCUCUCUGGAAUCACUGCAGCCAUACCUUCAGCCAAGUCGUCAGGCGGAAGAUCAGCCGACUUGGAAUAUCAACUGAUGGCGCUGAUUGAAACACCAAAGAGCGCAUCUCCACUUCCUGUCGCCAUUCAGCAGAAUAGAAGGUCUCUGUAUGGGGAAGUUCCACCACCCCCACCCGCCGGUCACGGUACCGAGAUUGGCAAUCUCUCUGGAAUCACUGCAGCCAUACCUUCAGCCAAGUCGUCAGGCGGAAGAUCAGCCGACUUGGAAUAUCAACUGAUGGCGCUGAUUGAAUCACCAGAGGAUGUAGCUCUUCCUCCUGCCGCCAUCCAGCCGGAUAGGUCUUUGUAUGGAGAAGUUCUGCCUCCUGUCGCUCACAGUACUGCAGUGAUGGGGUAUCGCCCAUUUACAACAAACAGAAGUGAAGGAGUGUCUUAUGUAUACGAAGAGUCCCAUUACAAUUUCUGUGUCAGAGGACAUAAAAUAGAAACGGUUGAUGCUGCUGUAGACAUUCUGUCUAUAGCAGACUUCAUUUUCCAAAUAAAUCAAGACACGGGAAUCAUCAACGUGAUUGGAUCCGGAAUGUUCGGUGCGGUGAGUAGAAAUGCUGCUUACCCGUAG